This is a messenger RNA of Penicillium arizonense, 2205 nucleotides long. RefSeq lists its product as uncharacterized. Gene Ontology annotation, cellular component: cytoplasm. The transcript has 3 exons. The coding region runs from base 1 to 2205 and encodes 734 amino acids. Gene Ontology annotation, molecular function: indoleamine 2,3-dioxygenase activity; metal ion binding; heme binding. Gene Ontology annotation, biological process: 'de novo' NAD+ biosynthetic process from L-tryptophan. NCBI's taxonomy places the organism in Eukaryota, Fungi, Ascomycota, Eurotiomycetes, Eurotiales, Aspergillaceae. The record is from RefSeq and is a predicted model, not a curated record.
AUGACACCUCAUAUUCCUGAUCCCGCCGACUAUGGAAUAGGUCUUGAAUCUGGAUUUCUGCCUAACGAAGAGCCAACUCAAUGCCUUUCUGAGCCAUACCUCAGCACUUGGGAGGUCUUAGUCCAGAAUUUAUCUAUCCUGAUCAAAACUGGGGAGCUCCGAAAUCGAAUCGAUAGACUUGAAGUUCUAUCAACAGAGCCUUUGAGAACUACCUCGCAAUGGCAUAGAGCAUAUGUCUGCCUUGUCUUCUUAGCUAACGGCUAUGUCUGGUGUGGCAAAACCCCUUUGAAUAUUGUUCCACCUAGCAUCGCAGUUCCUUUGCUUCAGAUUUGUGAGAAUCUGGAAAUCCCGCCAAUAGCAACAUUUGCGGGUCUAUGUUUGUGGAACUAUCAACGCAUAUCCCAGACAGAGCCUCUGUACCGGCCUGAAAACUUGAGGUGCAUAAAUUCUUUCACCGGAUCACGCGACGAAGAAUGGUUCUACACGAUAUCUGUCGCUAUCGAAGCCUUAGGGGCCCCUGUGAUUGGGAAAGCAAUUCAAGCAAUCAAGGCCGCCUAUUCCGGCGAUUCUCACACCGUGAAAGGCUAUCUGAUCGAGAUCUCAGAAGUGAUCACCGAGGUUGGGAUUCUACUCGAUCGAAUGUAUGAAAAGUGCAAGCCGAGCACAUUUUACAACUCAAUUCGCCCUUUCCUCGCAGGAAGCGCCCGAAUGGAAGAAUUCCAAAUGGUGGAUGGCCUACUGUAUGAAGAUGGAUCUGGACGCGCUCAAUAUCAAUCAUACCGGGGUGGCAGUAACGCACAGAGCUCCCUCAUCCAACUUAUCGAUAUCAUUUUGGGGGUCAAGCACGGUCCACCGGGGGCGAGGGAUAAGACUACAAAGUGUCGAGAGUGUGAGUCCGUGAAGGCUCCAGGCUUCAUUGAGGAGAUGCGUGCAUACAUGCCGGGGUCACACCGUCGUUUCUUAGAAGACAUCUCUAACGUGGCCAACAUCAAAUCCUUUGUCGGAGCGAGAACCUCAGACAUCGCACUGCAAGAAGCAUAUGCAUCAUGCAUCAUGGGACUACGUCGAAUGCGAGACCAGCACAUGAAAAUAGCAAUCAACUCUCUCUGCCGCGCUGUACUCAACAAUAUUCUCCUUGAUGAGGUCGAAAAAAUCGCGCAAGUAGAUCUUUUCUUCAAUCAUAAGCUGACCAGCAUUGAUGUGGAGACCAAAACAGCCAGUUUUAUGUCUCCACGAGGGGUCAACAACGCAGACUCGUCUCAAAAAAAUGCACUAUUUGAUCUUCUGAUCGGUGCCGACGGAGCACAUUCUGCAACCAGGUCUUGUAUGGUUAAGUUUGCGCAAAUGAAUUAUCAGCAAACUUACAUCGAUUUGGAAUGGUGCGAGUUUCGAAUUGCCCCCUUGACGAAAGAGCAGUAUCGUCUAUCACCCAACCAUCUCCAUAUUUGGCCCAGUGAUGAUUCGAUGUUUAUUGCCCUUCCGAAUUCUGAUGGCUCGUUCAUGUGUACUUUGUUCGCGACGCCAACUACUUUCCAUGAAUUGGGAAAACUGCCGGAGCUCAUCGUCCCUUUCUUCAACCGUCACUUCCCCGGGGUGUGUCCCGGUCUCAUCUCUAGGGAAAGUAUGCUCAGUCAGUUCCAGGGGGCUUCGCAUUUGCCUCUAUUUGGUGUCAAGUGUAGCCCUUAUCAUUUUCGAGGUAGUGUCGUUUUGGUUGGGGAUGCCGCUCAUGUGAUGCUGCCCUUCUAUGGCCAAGGCCUCAAUUCUGGACUUGAGGACAUUCGCGUGCUAUUUGAAAUAUUCGAUAAGCACGGACUUUAUAACAAAUUCGAAUCUGACAGUGAUCGAGAAGAAGCUCGGGAACGUGCGCUCACUGCGUACACCGAGUUCAGGAAGCCGGAUGCUCAUGCCAUUCACGAUAUGUCGCGUCAGAACUACGAUGAGAUGCGGCUUCAUGUGAACUCCAUCUUCUACGUUUGGCGAAAGUCUAUAGAAGAGAAGCUUGAUAAGUAUGUGCCAUUCUUGGGCUGGGCUACCCAGUACUCUCGAGUUAGCUUUACAUGUUUGCGUUAUUCAAGUGUCAGAGAAGCAGCUGCCCGUCAAGGCGCCAUACUUGCCAUUUUACAUGGUAUAGCACUGGCUCUGUUUGCCCUUGCGAUACCCUUUUGGGUCCCGGCUUUCGCUACGAUGCUUUCGCAUGGAAUUUAG